Molecule: messenger RNA, 2621 nt
Organism: Centruroides sculpturatus (bark scorpion)
Lineage: Eukaryota; Metazoa; Arthropoda; Arachnida; Scorpiones; Buthidae
Product: PAX3- and PAX7-binding protein 1-like
Exons: 19
Coding region: 75-2564 (829 amino acids)
Biological process (GO): mRNA splicing, via spliceosome
Cellular component (GO): nucleus
Molecular function (GO): DNA binding
Source: RefSeq, a predicted model, not a curated record
ACCAAACGAUAGUUUAGCUAUUGAGGAGGAGCGGGAAUUGUUUACGAAUAAAUAUAAUUUAAAAUUUUUAUAAAAUGUCUCUAUUUAAGAAGCCAAAUCGUAAAUUCAGACAAAGAGUAACACAUAGCGAUUCGGAAGAUGAAGAAAUUAAUAAAGAUAAACUUGAUAAAAAUGAUAUAAAUGAUCAAGAAAAACCUAAGCCUAAAGUCAAUCCAAACUUCGGUAAAGAAGAAAAUGAAAACACUGAUAAAAGCAAGAGAGUUGGAACGAAACUUAGUUUUCAUGAUGAGGAAGAUGAUGGAGAAGUAUUUAAAGUGAAGAAAUCAAAUUAUAGUAGGCGGUUAGCAAGACGUUUGGAAAAAGAACGAAAGAAAAAACUUGAAAAAAAUGAAGAGAUAAAAAAAAGUGAAGAAUUUAUGACUGAUGAAAUUGAUGAUCAGAAAGAGGAGAUGGUUCAAGCAGAUAAAGAUGAUUCUAUGGAUAUAUUAAAUGGUGAAGAUGCUGAAGAUAUGGAAAUAGAUUCAGAGAAUGAAGACAAUGAAAAAAAUAAGCUAUUCCAUCCUUUCAAAAAUGUUCUAAAAAGUGGUGUUAUACCUGAUGCUGCAACAAUAUAUGCUGUAAAAAAACAUAGACAAAUGGCCAGAGAAAUGGGUGAUUUUGUUGCUCUUGAUGAUACAAAAAGAGUUCAAGAAACAAAGUCAAGAUUGAUUAGAGAUGAUGAUAAUGAUCGUAGUGAUGAAGAUGAAGGUGAGGAAGGACGAAUAAGUUUUACUGUUAAUGUUGCUGCAGUUGAAAGACAAAAAGCAAGAGAAGCAUUUUUAUCUGCUCAAGAAAGAGAAGAAAAUGAAAUGGAAAAUGAAGAAGCAGAUGAACUUGAACGCUGGGAACGUGAACAGAUUCGUAAAGGUGUGAGCAUGACUCAGAUACAACAACAGCUUCAAACAAAUACUGACAGGAUAUUUGGAUAUAAUCAACAAAAUGACAAAACAGUUAAAGUUACAUCAAAUACAGAGUCAAAACCACCAAGUAGAUUGGCAAAUCUUUCAAUUCCACGUGAAAGAAAGGAUUUAACAGUUAAUGAUAUUAAGUCCAGGCUUUCUGAAAGAUUAUCUGCUCUAGAAGAAAUGUAUGCCAAUCAUCAGCGAGAAGAUGACUCAUGCAACACCCGUUUGGCCAACUCGUAUGAUCUAAUCAAUCAACUGGAGAAGGAGGGUCCUUUGCUUGCCAGCCGCUUUUCUCUAUAUCAACAGAUGCGAGGGUAUGUCACAGACUUGGUUGAAUGUCUCGACUUAAAGGUUGCAAAAAUUGAAAUUAUAGAAAAACAAAUGAAUGAAUUGUUGAAGGCCAGAGCAGAAAAAUUUGUUCAAAGACGACAACAAGACAUUAGAGAUCAAGCUGAUGAAUAUUCCAUAAUUUCUACAAAAGGAUUCCGUGGAUCAAACUUAGAAAUGUUGGAUGGUAAAUCAGUUAUCCAGGAUGAAGUAAAACUUAGAAGAGUGGCUGAAAGAGAAGGUCGCAGGAUGAGAAGAAGAAAAGCCAGAGAAAUUAAGAAUUUAAUUGUUAAACAUCAUGAUGGUAUGUCAUCAGAUGAUGAAGAAAUAGAUAUUGAUGUCUUGAAACAUAAAGAACAACAAAGUAAUGGCUGGGUGACCAAGUGGUCAAGGUGGCAGCCUACUGCUCUGGGGGACACAGGAUCAAAUCCAGACAGGUUGAAAAGCCUCAGGAAUUUUUCAAGUGAUAGUCCAUUUGGAUAUAGUGGAGCUGAUUUUGAACAAAUGAAAUGGUAUGAAGUUUUAAUAUUCUACAGUUGUAAUAAUGAAAAUUUAGAAGAUAUAGAUUCAGACGAUCCUGAUCUUAAUCUUAUACCAAGUAUUGUUGAAAAAGUAGUUCUUCCUAAAUUAACAGUUAUAGCACGUGAAAUAUGGGAUCCUGUAUCUACUUGUCAGACAUUGCAGUUGGUUAAUCUUACAAAACGAAUUAUUGAAGAUUACCCUAAUAUUAAUGGAAAAAGCAAAAAUACUCAAGAAUAUUUACAUGCUGUUAUAACAAGAAUUUAUAGGACAUUAGAUGAAGAUGUUUUUAUACCACUUUAUCCAAGAGAAUUAUUGGAAAAUAGAACAUUAGGUGCGGUGACAUUUUUUCAGCGACAGUUCUGGUCAUGUGUAAAACUUUUAAGAAAUAUUUUAAGUUGGCAUGGAAUAUUAUCAGAACAAUCUUUGCAAGAUUUGGCUUUCAACUGUUUAUUAAAUAGAUACCUUCUUCUUGCACUGCAGAAUUCACAGAUGCAGAAAGAUACAGUUGACAAGUGUCGAACGAUUGUAUCAACUUUGCCAAGAGCUUGGUUUUCUCAGUUAAAAGGAAGUAAAACAUUACCUCAGUUACAGAUGUUUGCUCGUCUUUUAAAACAGUUUGCCCAAAGUCAAGAUGAAAUACAUUUUAAAGACAUCAUCAAAGAAUUUGCACAAAUGUUAAUAACUAUUGGAGCAUUAGAAGAAGCAACUGAAUUGGCUAAACAGUUCUCAAUUAUUAAUUUAAGAAGUCAAUUACAAGGAAAAGUUUCAUAAUAAGAAAAGAAAUUUUUUAAAUUUAAAAGUCGAAAUAAACUCAAUGCACAAUAUGAA